Molecule: messenger RNA, 7996 nt
Organism: Chinchilla lanigera (long-tailed chinchilla)
Lineage: Eukaryota; Metazoa; Chordata; Mammalia; Rodentia; Chinchillidae
Gene: Hoxb3
Product: homeobox B3
Biological process (GO): regulation of transcription by RNA polymerase II
Cellular component (GO): nucleus
Molecular function (GO): DNA-binding transcription factor activity, RNA polymerase II-specific; RNA polymerase II cis-regulatory region sequence-specific DNA binding
Source: RefSeq, a predicted model, not a curated record
GAGGAAGGGGAGGCUCAGGCUCACUGGACAGGGCCCUUUCCCUGCUGAGGCUGGAGUUGUUCAGAAGACAGCUUUUAGGAUACUAGUUGGGCCGGGAUUGUGGCUUCAGAACGUAGAAUCAGUGGCAGCAGGUUCGUUCCCCACGCUGCCCAUGUCACACAGCCUUUCACUGGCCCCCCUGAGGCCCUCGGCCUUCGGGCCUUCUUUUUCUGGGGCCGAGCACAUACAGUACUCUACUAGGUCUCCCCCGGGGCAGCGGGGACAUAAACACCGCCAGACUGAAGAUCUCUACUGUAUUCUCAUUUUUCAUCUCUUCCUCCAGCUGGGGGAAGAUAACAUUUUGAAGUAGCAGCUUCGCAGUUGCAGGGCGUGAGAACAGAAAUGUCCUGUGGCAUCAGGGGUCUUAGGAAGCCUGGCGGGGAAGGGAGGGUCAGAGGCUGCUUUGGGACGGUGGCUUGGGAUAUGAGUUUGGCAGGGUGAGGGUGGAGGGAAGAGACCUGGGACAGCUUCAUCUUUAGAAAUCUGUCUCUUGGUUGAUAACCCACUUCCCAAAACCUCACCCAAACCCUGUUUUGAGGAGAGGAAAGCAGCACAGGGCUGGCAGGCUCGGACUCCCGCCCUGCCCCGUUCUGACUUUGGAGUUUUAUAUUUGGAGGCCUUGCACAGGUUGGUCAUUAAUCCAGUGAGUUAUUGUCUGCUAAACAGAGGUCACUGGAAGAGAGACAUCCAAUCUGUCAGGAGAGGUGGGGCGGCCACUUGCAGGGGACUGGGUCCUUGCUCCUCUCUUUCCGGCUUCUCCUGGGACACCCCACCCCCACCCCACCUCCACAGCCCGCCAGGAUUCACCGCCGGUCCCCCUUGGCCUCGUCCGUCCUGCCCACCUUUGUCUCCACACUUGCUAAGGGUGGGGUUUGCAGGCCGGAACUGAGUUUCUGGAUGCGGCAGUCUCCCUGGUUCAGCAGGAGGAGGAGACCUCUGGCCACCAAGGAGCCUGCUUGCUCGGGUGAUGGCCUGGGUCGCUCAUGAGCGGGGUCAGGCUGCCUGGUUAGUCACCAAGUAGACUUCACAGCCCCGGGGGGAGGCUGCCCUGUCGUUUCUGACCUCCCCUGCGGCAUCCGCCUGGGAGAGGCGGGCAUCCCCACACCUGGCAUAGGGACAGAAGCACAGCUUGGUGUCUUCUUCUCCAGCCCGGUGAUCUUUUUCUCCUUUCGAUCCUCGCCAUUGCUGAGCCAGGUCUGCGCUGCUGGGCUACAGCAGAGGCGCCAGGCCGGCUCCUUUCGAAGCCUCUUUGUUCCCUCCCACUCCUGCAUUUUGGAAAGCUAGGGUGGGGGAGGUAAACGCCAAGAGCCAUCUUCAUUAACAGUACCCCCCCCAGCUUUGAAAUCUUUCCUAACCCUCGAGGAGGCGGCGAUUUGGGAAAUUCCAAAACUUUACACCACUCCGUGGAGGCACAAAGUUGGGCAGUAAAACUGGGAAAAAGUAUGGGACUCAGAACCAGGCAGGCAGCAAGAAACAGCUCCCUAACCGCGAGCCCCAGGCGCCGAGGAUCCAGGGAGCCCAGCCAGGGACCUGGGGGACAGGAUGCCUGGCCGCCCCAAGGGAGCUCACAAGUCCAUUUCAAAGGUGCCAGCUCCUUUGCUCUUGUUGAAAGAAUUUUCGUUUAGUCUUUGGUGGAUUCUUGAGGGGAGAGGGAAACAGCUGUGGUCCUGCCAAGGUGCAGAAGUGGAGGGUGGACAGCGGCUGGUCUCAGGGUUUGGGGUCCCCCUCAGUACGGGGUACCGAGUCGGGGCGGGGUGGAGGGAGUGUGGGAGCCAGAGCUCUGGCUCUGCGGAGAGGGAAUGGGGGAGAAAAGGAUAUCUGGGAGGGGGACAUUUUCCUAAUGUUCAUAUUUAUUAUCAAUUGUUUGCUUUUAUUAGUUUACAUGCUUUAAUCUUUUUCUCAAUUUUCCCUUUUCAAUCUCUCACAUAUACAGAUUCUUACAUACUCAGAAAGAGGAGGCAGAGAGAGAGUUACCCAAGCUUCUGACCCUGAGUCCAGGAAGAAACUCUCCCUUUCGCUAUCCCUAAAUCACAGGCUUCUCCCCGUCUUUCCCCAGACCCCAAGGUCUCCCCUCAGGCCUCCCCUGAAGCCCCCCACCCUAAGCUCCCUGCCCAAGUCCCUGCCACCCAGCCUUUGUCUCCGGCAGUUUGAAAGGUCCCUAACCUGCAGCCGCGCUGCCAAUGAAACAAGCACCCUCAGGCCUGCCAGCUUGACCGCCUUCUGCCCUGCGGCCUCCCAGCCGCAGCCAGGGGCGAUCAGCCUGCGGGCAGAAACCUCGGAGGAAGGGCAGAAAAGGCAGAAAGGAGCCAUUGCCUCCCAAGCAGUCCAAGUGGGUGCUGGUCUGCAGGGUGGUUACCAGGCCGCUCCCCUGGCGCAUCUGGGGGGACACCCCCCAGGCUGCUUUGUCUCCUUGCUCCCCACCUUCUCACUUCCCUCCUCAGUGUCCCACUGCCUUGUGCAGCCGGAAGGGGCCACCAGCGCUGGUGGAGGCCGGGAGGCAGGGUCCCUGCUGUCCCCGGGGCACUUUUCCUGCCCAGGCGGCUGCACGCGAAGCCCCCGUCCCUGCUAGCGCAGGCUGCAGCUGGCUGGGUGCCGUGGGGCUCUCUCUAUUGCUCCAGGCAAAGUUGUGCAGGCUGGGCAGCCACCAGCUUCUCUGUCAACUUCACAGUGACCUUCUCUAGCCAGUAACGGUGAGAAGAGCUGCAGGCUCUAAAGUACACUCUUGGCUUCUUCACUUGGGGAGCUUGAGAGUAAGAUCCAAAGACACCGGAAACUUCCCCGCCCGAGUCCCUGUCCCGCCAGGCCCAGAGCGGCUGGCGGUCUAACCCUGUAAGUCUCCAGACGGUGUCUGCGGACCUCGGGGCGGCUCCUCCUAGCUACAUACUCACCCAGGCUUAAAGGGUCUCCUCGAGAGGGUCCUGGCUGGAGCCCCAACACUUCAUCAGGCUUGGGCAUUUUCUUGUCUUGAUGCUACUAACAAGCACAGAAAAAUGGCUCCCUUCGCUCCUUACCUCUCCCCUGCCCGCAGUGCCAGUUCUGCAGGCGGAAGGACCCUCAGCACAGCACAAGGAGGGCUCUGCGGGCGGCUCCUACUGCUGGAGGCCGCAAGCAGGCCCCAGGGCCCCAGCUGCUGCAGCUCACCUGGCCUGACUUGGUGGGCCUGGGAGAAGUGGGGGCCAGAGGCCAGGGAUCACCCUCUUGCUCAUCCCCCAAGCAGACCCAGAGUUGGGGUGAGGGGGGUGUGGGGUGCCCGCCUCGCCUCAGCCAGACGCAGCCGCCCUCCCUGCGCAGAAGGGGAGACAAUAGCUGGAAAUCAUCCCUCACCUUUGUUCCCCCGGUCCCAUCGCCCAGUCUUAGUGCAUCCACAGGGCAGAAGCCCAGAGCCGGGCUCUAACCAGGAAAUCCCAGGGUGGUGGCUGACUGACCAGUUUCCCAAGCCGCCUUCUAUUUCACCCCCUCAGCCCCGAGUCAGCAGUUAGAGCACUGCGGAGGCGCCUGCCUGGGAAGGUGUCCUGGGGCUUUGCCUUUUUCUUUCUUUCUUUUUUUUUUGUCUUUUUUCUCCUCCAGGAAUGGCUCUCCCCACCCCCACCCCCAAAUGUGCAGACACCUACAUUCUUGGCUUCUGUCCUCCUCCUGCAGGCCUGCUCCUUGCCUUGCCCUGCCCUGCUCACACACACCCUAAGAAAACUUUGGCUUUUGUAACCUUCCUUACUUGUGCCAAGGGUCAUAAAUCUUGCAGAGCAGAGAGAAACAAACAGGUUUGCCCUGAAUAGUAAUAAUAAUAAUAACCUCCCUCCAUCUCCUCAGCCAGUGCAUGGGAAACAAAGCCAUUCUGCUGGUUGAGCUCAUCUUCUCAGAGGGACAAAUGUCCUGGUCCCCUUCUCGCCCCUCCUGCCUAUCCGGAGGUGGCAAUCUUCACAGAAACUUCUCCCUGAAGUUCUCACAGCCGCUCUGCAGCCGGCUCCCAGCGCUCCAGCAGGUUCUUUUGUCACCCUCUCCUCAACUCCUCUGCCCCUGCAAGAUGUUCUGGGUUUUUAAGUCAUCACUCACCGCUUGUUGUCUGUUCUCAAAAAGAAAAAAAGAAAAAAAAAAAAAAAAAAAGAAGGUAGGGUGUUAAGAAAAAAAACUUAGCCUUGGGUCCCUCCCCUGGGUAGAGAGAGUACCUGGAGGUCUUAGCGGGUGGGGGAGAGGGGUGGAGAGGUACGGAGGAGAGGUACAGAGCCUGGGAGAUUCAGAGAGUCAGGCCAGCGGGAGACCCGGCCAGCAGCCACCAGUCCUGGAGGAGUAGAACUACUUAAAAAAAAAAAAAAAAAAAAGAAGUUCUGGCGUGGCAACUGCGAAUGAGCGAGGGGCGCCCAGCACCCCCGCCCCCAGGCCGGGCCCUCUCCUCCAGGCCUCUCAAGCCCCUUCUCAAAUUAGCAUAAUGAUUCACUCGUGGGGUGGGGUGGGGCCGGGAACUCCACGGAGCGCCUCGCGUUUGCUCGCCUCUCCCCAGAUCUCAAUUUAAAAAUUUACUUGUUCUUAAAAAAAAAAAGAGAGAGAGAGAGAGAAGCAAAGCUAGCCCACCUCCACCGCCUUUCUUUCUCACUCUCUUUUUUUGGGGGGGUGUAUUUAAAACGCCCCCUCCCCCGUCAGCACCCUCACCUUCCCUCCUUAUCAGACAUCUAAGCUUGCUAACGGGGGAGAGGUGGGGGUGUGUAUGAGCGUGUGUGUGAGUGAGUGAGUGUGUGUGUGUCUGUGUGGUUUUUUUUUCCCUGUGCAAAAGCAGAGGCCAUUGUUACAGAGAGUAGGGCGUACCAGUCUUAUAGGGCAACCACACUGUGGCGGCCUGGCCGAGCCAGCGCCCGGAGCUGGAUCCCGGCGAGCCCGGCAGCCCCGGCACCUUUCGGUCUUCUAUUUUUUUCCGAUCCCCCACCCCCUCCCUCUGCGCACCCCCGGCUCCUAAGCCGAGUGAAUUGAAGCGGACGCCGCGCCGGCUCCUCUGGCCGCUCUGCCCCUCGGGCUCCCCAGCAGCCGGGGUGGCUUUGGGGAGGGGGGGGCGACGAAGCUUUAAACAGUGGUCUUUUUUCCCUUUGCCUUCAAGGAGGGGAGAUUUCUCGCCUGCCGCUCGCGCUGGGGCUCGAUGUGAAUAUAUAUUAUGUCUGCCUGCUCUCCCCUCGUCGGUGGCUAAGGUCAACCGCUCCGAACAGGCCCGGGAGGAGGGGGGCAGCGAGGGGAGGGGGGUCCGGCGUGUCACGUGACCCCCAGGGGUGCCAAUGUCCGGUCGUGAGGGUAUCAGGCCCUUGCGAGUUGCCAUCUACUGCCCGGGCCUCGCCCAGCGAUGCAGAAAGCCACCUACUACGACAACGCCGCGGCUGCGCUCUUUGGAGGCUACACCUCGUACCCCGGCAGCAAUGGCUUCGGCUACGACGGCCCCCCCCAGCCCUCCUUCCAGGCCGCCACGCACCUGGAGGGUGACUACCAGCGCUCAGCGUGCUCGUUGCAGUCCCUGGGCAACGCCGUCCCGCAUGCCAAGAGCAAGGAGCUCAACGGCAGCUGCAUGAGGCCCGGCCUGGCCCCCGAGCCCCUGCCCGCCCCGCCGGGCUCACCCCCGCCCAGCGCCGCACCCACCAGUACCACUAGCAACAGCAGUAACGGGGGCGCGCCCGGCAAAAGCGGGGCCCCCAAGUGCGGGCCCGGCUCCAACGCCACCCUCACCAAACAGAUAUUCCCCUGGAUGAAAGAGUCGAGGCAGACGUCCAAGCUGAAAAGCAGCUCCCCCGGCACAGCGGAGCCCCCCGGGCUCGGCGGCGUCCAAGCGCGCGCGCACGGCGUACACGAGCGCGCAGCUGGUGGAGCUGGAGAAGGAGUUUCACUUCAACCGCUACCUGUGCCGGCCGCGCCGCGUGGAGAUGGCCAACCUGCUGAACCUCAGCGAGCGCCAGAUCAAGAUCUGGUUCCAGAACCGGCGCAUGAAGUACAAGAAGGACCAGAAGGCCAAGGGGCUGGCCUCGUCGUCCGGGGGUCCCUCUCCCGCCGGCAGCCCCCCGCAGCCCAUGCAGUCCACGGCCGGCUUCAUGAACGCCUUACACUCCAUGACUCCCAGCUACGACAGCCCGUCCCCGCCCGCCUUCGGCAAAGCCCACCAGAAUGCCUACGCGCUGCCCUCCAACUACCAGCCCCCGCUCAAGGGCUGCGGCGCCCCGCAGAAGUACGCCCCGACCCCGGCGCCCGAGUACGAGCCCCACGUGCUGCAGGCCAACGGGGGCGCAUACGCCACGCCCGCCCUGCAGGGCAGCCCGGUGUACGUGGGCGGGGGCGGCUACGCGGAUCCGCUGCCGCCCCCUGCCGGGCCCUCCCUCUACGGCCUCAACCACCUCUCCCACCACCCCUCGGGGAACCUGGACUACAACGGGGCGCCCCCUAUGGCCCCCAGCCAGCACCACGGACCCUGCGACCCGCACCCCACCUACACAGACCUCUCCUCUCACCACGCGCCUCCUCCUCAGGGUAGAAUCCAAGAAGCGCCCAAAUUAACACACCUGUGAUGCGAGGGGGAGGUCAAGGGCGCUGCAGGGCUGCGGAGCUCUGCGGGGGGCGCAGGGGGGGGUCUCCAGGCCUCCGGGGCCUGGGGCUCCUUCCCUCCCCCCGGCCUGAGGGGCUGCUUUGCAGUCCUCCAGCGCCUGGUUCCAUCUGCCUGCCAACCCUUCGGGAAGGAAUUCACAGCAGAUUGGAUCUGACCCCCCCAGGAGCUCCAGGGCUCCAGCGCUACCGAGUUGGAAUUCCGCGCUGGAGAGGGUUAGGGUAGAGGAGGGCAAGCUACAACUAGGAAGGCGAGGCAGAGAAGCACAGUCAAAAAAAAAACAAACAAACAAACAAAAAAAGAUGGCCAGGCAGGCCAUCACCAACCGACCAACUUACCUUCCGUCUCCGUGGGUCAUCCCCCAACUCUUGGUAGUUCCCCCUCUCGUUCUCCUUAAGAAAACAAGAAAACGUAUUGAAACCCAAGGGCACAAAGCACCGUCCCCUCCUGCUUCCUGAAGCCUCGGUUGGCUCUCUCUGAGGUUUCUGGGCCAGGGCCUCCGUUUCCACCACAUUCACACCUACACCUCACCACGGUCAGUGACAGUCUUCUGAGGGCUCAGGGAUGGUGACAGAUCCUGAAAGGCAGAGCUGCCUAGAGUAUAAAUAUAUAUAUUUUUUCUUUGAAGGAAAAGUUAGGAGGCCAAGGCAGGCAAGGACUGAAGUUUUGCCUGCUCGGGGGCCCCUCGUCUCAGCUCCUGGUCCAUCAUCCCCCUCUCUGCAGAAAGCAAUCAGCCACAUGAAAUUUUUCCACUUUUCUUCUGUUGCUCUCUUGACUUAACGUGAAAACAGGGUAUAUUUGAACAAACUGUUUGUCCCAGGCAGGGGCUGCAGCGGGGCCUGCGUGCCUCGGUCGCCUUCUGACAGGACACUUUUGUUGCACUUAGAGUUUACAUUUUAAUGGAUAUAAAAACAACUGUGAGAGAUGCCUGGGCCUGUAGGAGCCCAGCAUUGCUCAAAAAGCGUGUGUUCUAGUGAACAUUUUCAUAUAUAUUUAUUGGUUAUAGCCCGUUAAAAUAUUUUCUUUUUUGUAUUAUUUAUCCCCCCUACAUUAUGUAUUUAUAUGAGGAAGAAGGGAAAAAAAUUGUACUUUUUUAGUAUUUACUUGUUAUAAAGGACAUUGUGUUUCCUGUCAUGUAAAACCAGCUAUUUUAGUUUUUAUUGUACUCUAGCAAAGAGCUGUAGAUUUAUGUUAACCUCGUACUUAUGAGCAAUUGUAAUUAGUUCUAAAAGGCAUGAAACUCAGCUCCUACUUGUCACUGUAUAGUCCUGAAUUUGUAGAGUUAGUUAAUUUCCUCUUGGAACUUUCUUUGUUCUUCCGUAGUUACUUUUUUUUCUUACUUAAAAGGGUUGUCUGUCAAACGAUUCUUGAAUAAACUUUCUGUUAUCAAUUUUA